Molecule: messenger RNA, 2906 nt
Organism: Rhea pennata
Lineage: Eukaryota; Metazoa; Chordata; Aves; Rheiformes; Rheidae
Gene: KBTBD11
Product: kelch repeat and BTB domain containing 11
Exons: 3
Coding region: 268-2082 (604 amino acids)
Molecular function (GO): protein binding
Source: RefSeq, a predicted model, not a curated record
GCGGGCCGGAGCGGCCGCUGCGGCGGCUGGGUGCGGGCGGUGAGCCGCGCCGGGAGCGCUCUCCGCGCUGCCCGAAGGGGCAUUGCCUAUCCGAAGCAGUGAUACGAAGAAAGCUUCACCGAGGAAACCUUGGCCGGGGGGAAUCUUCGUCCCAGAUAUGUUAUGACUGUUAUCUUCCACUGAAACCAUUGCAGAAGGUGAUGGCCGUGGCCGCCAGGCCGGGAGCCGCCCGGGAGGCCACGGCGGCGGCGCGGAGCAGCUAGCGCCAUGGAGGGCAGCAGCGCCAUGGAGGGCAGCGGCGCGGCGGUGGUGGCGGAGGAGAGCGGGGCCGGGCACGGCGCCCCGCCGGCACCCCUCGCCGCCCCCUGCGGCCUCAGCUCCUCGCUGUGCUUCAGCGCUGCCGAGCGCGGGGUGCAGCAGCCGCCCGCCGGGGCCGAUGCCGGCCGCGUGGUGGAGAGCCAGUGGGAUGUCAACAGUGUGGCCGCCGAGGCGGAGGAGGAGGCAGGUGGCGGCGGCAGCGAGGCCGGGGCGGAGGCCGCGCCGGGCCCGCAGCGCCCACCGGCCGAGGAGCCCGAUCUGGUGAUCGAGGUGUCGGGGCGGCGCAUCCGGGCGCACAAGGCGGUGCUGGCGGCCAAGAGCGACUACUUCCGCGCGCGCGCCUCGCGCGACAUCCUGCGCGUGAAGGGCGUGAGCUACGCGGCACUGCGCCUCCUCAUCGACUACGUGUACACGGCGCGCAUGGGCGAGGUGCGCCACGACAACCUGGCCGAGGUGGUGAGCGGCGCCCGCGUGCUCCAGAUGCCCUGCGCCCUGCACUGCGCCGCCGAGGCCAUGCGCGCCCAGCUCCGCCUCGACAACUGCUACCAGCUCCUCUGCCUGGCCAAGAAGCAGCGGCUGGCGGAGCUGCGCGAGGCUGCCUACCGCUUCAUGAGCGACCGCUACCUGGAGGUGCUGCGCGAGCCUGGCGUCUACGGCCGCCUCAGCGGCGCCGAGCGCGACCUCAUCCUGCGGCGCCGCAUGGAGGCCGGGCGGCGUUGCCUGCUGGUGGCCGAGGUGAGCGACGCCUUCGAGCGGCCGGGCGGCGGCAGCCGGCCGCAGAGCCGCGAGAGCAGCCGCCCACAGAGCCCCUCCUCCGUGGCGUCGCUGGAGGACGGCGGCGCCCUGGUGCACUGCUACCAGGAGGCCAGCCGCGAGUGGCGGGUGCUGACGCGCCUGCCCGAGGAGGCCAACGCCAAGGGCUGCGCCAUGUGCGUCCUCCACAACUACCUCUUCCUGGCAGGGGGCAUCGCGGCGGGGCCGGCGGGCGGCGAGCCUCGCGCCCGCCUCUCCGACAAGGUCUUCUGCUACAACCCCCUCACCGAUACCUGGAGCCAAGUGCGCCCGCUGGGCCAGCCCCGCUCGCAGCUCAAGCUGCUGGCCUUGGAUGGCUACCUGUAUGCCGUGGGUGGCGAGUGCCUCUUCACCGUGGAGAGGUAUGAUCCACGGGCCGACCGCUGGAGCCCCGUCGCGCCCCUGCCCAAGGGCGCCUUCGCCGUGGCCCACGAAGCCACCACCUGCAACGGGGAGAUCUACGUGUCGGGGGGGUCCCUCUUCUACCGCCUGCUCAAGUACGACCCCAAGCGUGACGAAUGGCAGGAGUGCCCCUACAACAGCAGCCGCCGCCGCUCUGCCGACAUGGUGGCCUUCAAGAGCUUCAUCUACCGCUUCGAUGUGAGCAGCAGCCGCGGCGGGGAGCAAGCACCGGGUGGCGGGACUGGUGGUGGCAUUGAGGUCUUCCGCUACAACACAGUGGCCAAGCGCUGGAGCCAGUGUGCCAGCCUGCGGCCCAGCACCGGCCCCAUCCAGCCCUUCCGCUGUGCUGCCUUGGGCAACACCAUUUACUGUGUCAACCGGACCGGCACUCUCCGCUUCACCCUGGCCCAGGAUGGCGAGGUAGAAGUGGAUGGUGGGCUCAAGGGCACCUUUGAUGAGGAGCUGCUCAAAGCCCCUUUAGAUGCCAAGGGCAUCCUCCUCCCAUUCGUGCUCACUCUACCUGAGAAGCCGGACAAAGCUGGGGACCAGGAGGGCCCACUCCUGCUGUGAGGUGGCCAGCCUGGCUGGUACCUCCCAAGCGAGUGGUUGGAUUGUGGCUGUGGGGGACCCAUAAACUCCUACCCGCAGAGGGGACCCUCUCUGGGAUGUUAGCAGAGAGAAGGGUCUCCCCCCCUUUUAUCCUGUCUCCUCCCACGAUGUUGGUCUGGAGUCACUUGGUCAUUGUAACUCAUCUCACAUUUGCUGUGUGUGAAAAGCCAAGCAAAUGGAAGGAAAAGCUGCUAUAAAGGAUCAUCUCUGGAUUAUGUUUGUGCCAAUUCCCAAUCUUAGAGAACUUUUUUACACCUGGAUUUGUAAAAAUUCCUGACAGCAGUGUCAUAACUGGAUGUUACUGAUAGCGUUGGUCACGUGUAUACGCAUAGAUGCAAUCUGGGCGGGAGCAUUUUCUGCUGUUUGUUUUCUCUCCUAGAUGAUACUGAGUGAUUAAACACUGAUGGCAAUUUAGCUUAACUGAAAUUGUUUUUAUGUUAAGCCAACUGUUUCCUGUGUUAGAAAAGUAUGGGUUUUUAUGUUACGCCAACUGUUUCCUGUGUUAGAAAAGUAUAGGAAGAUCAUCUGAAUCACAGCCUUUCAUUUUUGGUGCAAUAGAUUCUUUAAGGAAGACAUGACACAGUGUGGUCCUAGGAAUUUCAGCUACAAUGAAUGAUUUAACAGAUACCAGACUUAAAGUUUUAAGCACCACAAACGUGUACCACAUGUUCGUAUUCAGAACACACACAAAAAAGGCAAGUUAUCUUUUUAAAAUGUGCUAUGUUAUAGCAGAAAUGAAUUGUUCGUAUGUUCUUUAUCUGAAAAAGGUGAUGAUUUCUGUAUAA